Messenger RNA from Acaulospora morrowiae, 154 nucleotides. Lineage: Eukaryota; Fungi; Glomeromycota; Glomeromycetes; Diversisporales; Acaulosporaceae. The record is from the annotation of a GenBank genome assembly.
UCUUAUUUCGCUUUACUCUACUUUCUUCGUUUCUUCUUACGCACUUCAUUCUCGAAGACGAUACCCACCCUCGGUGAAUAUCGACGUUAAUUCAACCCUCCAUCCUCGAAUCGAUACCACCCUCCUCUCAACGACUUCUCGGAUUUUACUACAG